UAGUGUGGCUGAUCGAAUGAUGGUGUCUAGUGUGUUUGUUGUUAUUUUAGUUAUUGACGUGGGUGGCGUGCGUUCAAACACAAAAUGGUGCAGAAAACAAUGUGUUGACUGACAUCAGUACUAAUACCGCAUAACAAAUGUCAGUGAAAUUGAUACGUAGACUCCUUUUAAAACGACACGGAAGAUGGCAUUCGUGAAACACAAGUGUUUAUAGAGGAUGAUGAAGAUUUCAUAAUAAUAUUGUACAUAGCCAGUGGAGUUUACCAUGGCUCAUUCUGGAAGUUCAGAUCAUUCGACAAGUUUUCCAGCGCCGAUUUGGGCGCCAUCAAUUCCACCUCCACCCUAUGUUCCAUCGGAAUGGGCAACAUCAGAGGCCGCAGUGUUCCAGCCUGCUGUAAACACGCUAUUUUCUUUUCCACCUUGCAGCAACGCUCCACCUCCACCAGUACCGCCAUGUCCUCCACAUCAGCAGGUGACGAUACCCUUCAAUAAUCCUGUAAACCAAGUUCCACCUCCUGGCGCUCCUUACCGUACUUACAGUCAAGCACAUGGACAGCAAGAUGGAGAUUGUAAUCGCUUCAUUAGUUGUCAGAACCAGAAGAUAGAAGGAAACUCUCAGUCUGUGUAUGUGCCACCGUAUCCACCACCAGUACCACCAGGAACUUCAAGUAUUUCAGUGUCAUAUCCUGCAAAUUUUUCUCAGGUUAGUAAUGUACAGAGUAAUUCUCAGUGGUCAAAUGAUGUUCCAGUUCCAGUAAAUCCCUGGUACAGUAAGGAUCUUCCUCAGAAUUCUGUUUUAAACUGUUAUGGUAUUAAUGACUCUGGUUCCCACCAAAAUUUGCCUUUUGGACCAGAUGCGACGAAGGCAUGGGGGUUACUUCCCAAAUCGUUGGGCAAAAAUCCACACAUUAACAGUGAAGCAGAGAAAAGUAAUCGUAGGGAACGCCGUCAUUCUCCAGGGAGAUCAGAUCGUAGUAAGCCAGAGAGGAGAAACAAUCGUGAUGAAAACAGUGAAAGGCGACGAACUCGUGAAAGAAGUGUAUCCAGUCACCCUAGUCCGCGCAGAAAACGAUCCUAUAGUCCCGAUCGUUCAAAUAAAAGGCGUAGUCGAGAAAGGUCCCACAGUCGUAAAUAUGAUAAGCGAACUAGUGAACCUGACUAUAGAUCUGGAUCUUCAUCUAGUGACUGGCUGUCGAAGCGCAGUGAUAGAAGUAGGCACCACCCUCACAGAGAAAGCAGCCGACAUUCGAAGUCACCAGACAAACGCUUAUCAAAUAGGUCGCAAAGGCGAUAUUCAAAAAGUCCUGGGAGAAAACGAAGUGUGGAUAGGAGGCCUAGCGAUAACCCAGUCAUUAAUUCUAGUGAGAAAGAACUCAGUGUGUCAGUUUUGUGCAGCAGUACGGAAGAGUCAGCCAGAAGAUCAUGUUCCCCGAAGUCAGACAACAAGCAGGAGAAAUCGAAAGAAAAAAUCAAGAAAGUAUAUUCGGAAAGAGAUGCUCUUUUACGGAAGUGGAGGCAGAAUUAUUGCUCCAACAUUGCAGAAAUGCAAAUGAAGCUGGAAGAGUUAUCCAAGUUGAAACCUGAACAAAUACUGGAACAUGAGAAAAAAGUGUGGACACGCUCAGCACCAGCUGAUCUUUAUUAUGCAAGAGAUGAAAAUAAUGUAAAAGUUAUGAGAGCCACUCCAAAACUGACAGCCUUGUGUGACAAAUUUGAAGAUGAGAUUGUGAAGAGGGCACAAAAAGUGAGAGAGUCUCAGCCACCUUAUGAACCACCACCACGGAAAAAGAGGCUGCGCUUGGCCAAGCACAAGUCUGAAAUACGUGACUCAAGUUGCAGCUCUAGUGAAGAAAGUUCAACUGAUGAAGAAGAUUGCACAAUGGAAGAACUAGAAAGAAAGAGGCUACAUCCAUAUCGUUUGCACCCAGAAAUGUGGUUCAAUGAUCCAGGAGAGAUGAAUGACGGUCCCUUGUGCCGGUGCAGUGCAAAAGCUCGACGAAGUGGUAUACGACAUGGAAUAUAUGCUGGUGAAAGUCACUUACUGAAAUGUGAUAUAAAUACAAAUAAUGCUGAUCGACUUUACCAUUAUCAUAUUACUAUAUCUCCACCAACAAAUUUUUUGACUAAAACGCCAACAAUCAUUAAACAUGAUGAACAUGAGUUUAUUUUUGAAGGCUUCUCAAUGUUUUCUCACUUUCCUUUGCACAAGCUACCUACAUGUAAAGUUAUUCGCUUCAAUAUUGAAUACACUAUUCUUUACAUUGAGGAAAAGCUUCCUGAGAACUUUACAAUACGAGAGCUGGAUCUUUUUUAUACAUAUCUCUUUAAGGAGAUACUGGAACUUGUAGACAUGGAUUUUCAUGCCCAUUCUGAUUCAUCUGGCUGUGCUCAAUUCCACUUUAUGCCAAGAUUUGUGCGAGAUCUGCCAGAUAAUGGAAAAGAAAUAUUAUCAAUGAAUGAAGUGCUGAUAUAUCUUAUGAAUAACAGUCAUCCGCUCAUAGAAGAUGAGAAGUUAGAGAAAUUGCUUAGUAUGUCUCAGUACAAGUGGCAGAAUUUUGCUGAUGAAGUGAAAGGUAUGGUUGUAACAUAUCCUGGUAUGAAACCAUGCUCCGUAAGAGUUGACCAACUAGACAGGGACCAGCACAAGAAAGCUACUCCAUCUUACCCAGAGAUAGUGCAUUUUGGAAUAAGACCUCCACAGCUCAGUUAUGCAGGAAAUCCUGAAUAUCAGAAAGCUUGGAGGGAGUAUGUAAAGUUUCGCCAUCUUUUGGCUAACAUGCCCAAGCCUUCUUUUGAGGAUAAACGAAAACUUGAAGCCAAAGAAAAUAGAUUGCAGGAGAUGCGUACUCAAAGCAAAAUGAAGAGAGAUGUUACAGUAGCUGUUUCUUCUAAAGGUUUCCAUAGGACUGGCAUCAUGUGUGAUAUCAUACAGCAUGCCAUGUUGAUUCCAGUGCUUGUGUGUCAUUUGCGGUUUCAUAGAUCAUGUGAUGUGCUGGAGGAAAGUAUUGGCUAUAAAUUUGAAAAUAGGUUCCUACUUCAGCUAGCUUUAACACAUCCUUCAUAUAGAGAAAAUUUUGGUACAAAUCCAGACCAUGCUCGAAAUUCCUUAACAAACUGCGGCAUAAGGCAGCCAGAAUAUGGAGACAGAAGAAUACAUUACAUGAAUACACGUAAGAGAGGAGAGAACUCCUUACAAACUGAUGGGCAGCCCUUAAGUGGUUCUCCAUCCACCUCCACAGUGGAACAUAAUGCAACACGCUCCUCCCCAGACUAUGUUAAAACACAGCAAUGCUCAAGUAAUAAAAGGAAGAGCCCUGAAAGAGGGAUUAAUACACUCAUCAAUAUUAUGUCACGUUUUGGGAAAAAGACAGAAACUGAGUCAAAUAUUACUCACAAUGAAAGGCUGGAAUUCUUGGGUGAUGCUGUAGUGGAAUUUUUGUCCUCUAUUCAUCUGUUCCACAUGUUUCCUGACUUAGAAGAAGGAGGACUGGCAACUUACAGAGCAGCUAUAGUCCAGAACCAGCACCUUGCUGUUUUGGCAAAGACUCUUAAAUUGGAGGAUUAUAUGCUGUAUGCCCAUGGUUCUGACCUGUGUCAUGAUUUGGAGCUUAGACAUGCUAUGGCUAACUGCUUUGAAGCCUUAAUGGGGGCCCUGUUUCUGGAUGGAGGAAUUGGAGUGGCAGACAAGGUAUUUUCAGAAACAUUAUUUAAGGAAGAUCUGGAUUUGUUAGAUGUGUGGGUGAACUAUCCUCCACAUCCUCUGCAAGAACAAGAGCCAAUGGGGGAUAGAAAGUGGAUACCAGCUUUUGAGCUUUUGCAAAAACUGACAAAAUUUGAAGAAUCUAUUGGAGUUGAAUUUAAACACAUAAGGCUCCUGGCUCGAGCAUUUACGGACCGAAGCAUUGGUUACACCAACUUGACACUGGGUUCAAAUCAGAGGCUUGAGUUCCUUGGAGAUACUGUCCUGCAGUUAAUUGCUUCAGAGUAUUUGUACAAAUACUUUCCUGAACACCAUGAAGGUCAUUUGUCUCUUCUCCGCAGUUCACUCGUGAACAACAGAACUCAGGCAGUAGUAUGUGACGAUUUGGGCAUGACAAGUUAUGCCCUCUAUUCUAAUCCAAAGGCUGAAUUGAAGACAAAGGACAGAGCUGAUCUGCUGGAAGCGUUCCUUGGUGCCCUUUACGUUGAUAAGGGGCUUCAGUACUGCCAAGUGUUUUGCCAUGUGUGUUUCUUUCCUCGUCUGCAAGACUUCAUUAUGAACCAGGACUGGAAUGAUCCAAAGUCUAAGCUACAACAGUGUUGUCUCACCUUACGCACCAUGGAGGGAGGGGAGCCUGAUAUUCCUCUUUACAAAGUAAUUGAAUGCAAAGGCCCAACUAAUACUCGAGUUUAUACAGUAGCUGUUUAUUUUCGAGGCGAGCGGCUUGCCAAGGCUUCUGGACAUAGUAUUCAACAGGCUGAGAUGAGUGCAGCCAAAGAGGCUUUGGAGCUUUCACAUGGGCUGUUCCCACAGUUGGACCAUCAGAAACGGGUUAUUGCUAAAAGCAUGAAAAGACAAACUUGGCCCAAGCGCGCCUCAAUGCCACACAAAUCAAGAGCUUCUCGUACUCCAUCUGAAGGAAACAGGCGCCUGAGUGCAGAUCGAACUCCACGAAAGGAAUAAUGUAUGUUUGAAUCAUUUGCUUGUGACUACUCAAGAUAACCAACAAAAAGUCGCUUGUCGGUGUUAUUUUAUAAAAAACGUAUCAUGUUCACCAUUGACCUCUGUUUAAAGUGAGUCAUAUAUUAUUGUCGGGUAUUGUACAUAUGUUUCUGUAAAGUAAAGUGUGGCGAUCAUAGUGAGUCAUGUAUUCUGGUUGAGUAGUGUACAUAUAUUUCUUUAAAGUAAGAUGUGUAAGUCACAGUGCACAUAAUAAUAUCCAGAAAACUAGACUGAUGCAUUCAAAAUGUGAUAUGUUAACAUGCAACACUGCCUGACAUUAUCCUCUUCUGUCUUAAGGGAGAAAACCUACAAUGUUAAUAAAACAAAUAAUGCCUGUUUAAAAGAGCUGUGACCUUUGUACUUGAUGUGGUUGUAAAGAAGUCAAUGAAAUGUUGUUUGUUGUUU
Messenger RNA from Schistocerca piceifrons (Central American locust), 5107 nucleotides. RefSeq names its product ribonuclease 3 (gene drosha). Gene Ontology annotation, biological process: rRNA processing; regulation of gene expression; pre-miRNA processing. The transcript is spliced from 22 exons. Gene Ontology annotation, molecular function: double-stranded RNA binding; ribonuclease III activity. Bases 266 to 4663 code for a protein of 1465 amino acids. Lineage: Eukaryota; Metazoa; Arthropoda; Insecta; Orthoptera; Acrididae. Gene Ontology annotation, cellular component: nucleus. The record is from RefSeq and is a predicted model, not a curated record.